This is a messenger RNA of Priceomyces carsonii, 123 nucleotides long. RefSeq lists its product as uncharacterized. Bases 1 to 123 code for a protein of 40 amino acids. The record is from RefSeq and is a predicted model, not a curated record. The transcript has a single exon. NCBI's taxonomy places the organism in Eukaryota, Fungi, Ascomycota, Pichiomycetes, Serinales, Debaryomycetaceae.
AUGAUCAACGAUAGCCAGUUAUAUUUAAUCGCAUUGACAUUUGGUUUUGCGUCCAUAAUAUUAAUUCUUAUUUACCAUGCGAUAUCUACAAAUCUCAAGACAUUGAAAGAAACAGAGAAGUAA